GGCUAGUGACAGGCAGGCCGACCUGACACAGAAAGCCGGCGAGUCCAGUUGGGCAUUCAGGAGAAACACUGGGAUCUAUGGCUGUCCGAGGGAUGAACCUGUGCAGUGUUUGCUGUCUGAUCCUGUAUUUGGCCGCGGCAGUGUUUGCAGGGCGUGAUUUCUAUAAGAUCCUGGGUGUGAGCAAGUCAGCAUCCGUAAAGGACAUCAAAAAAGCGUACAGAAAGCUGGCCCUGCAGCUUCACCCAGACAGGAACCCAGAUGACCCAAAUGCUCAAGACAAGUUUGCGGACCUGGGGGCAGCAUAUGAGGUACUAUCCGACGAAGAGAAAAGGAAGCAAUACGAUGCGUACGGAGAGGAGGGGCUGAAGGAGGGUCACCACAGCUCUCAUGGUGACAUCUUCUCCAGUUUCUUUGGUGACUUUGGAUUCAUGUUUGGUGGAAACCAACGGCAGCAGGACCGCAACAUCCCCCGGGGCAAUGACAUUGUGCUAGACUUGGAAGUCACACUUGAAGAGGUGUACUCUGGGAAUUUUGUGGAAGUUGUCCGCAACAAGCCAAUAGCCAAAGAGGCCCCUGGGAAGCGGAAGUGCAACUGCAGGCAGGAAAUGAGGACAACACAGCUGGGCCCUGGGCGCUUCCAGAUGACCCAGGAAGUAGUCUGUGAUGAGUGCCCUAAUGUCAAACUGGUGAAUGAGGAGAAGACUCUUGAGGUUGAGAUUGAACAGGGGGUACGAGACGAGAUGGAGUAUCCCUUUAUUGGAGAAGGAGAGCCGCAUAUUGAUGGAGAACCAGGAGAUUUGCGCUUCCGCAUCAAAGUCAUGAAACACCCUGUGUUUGAGCGCAGGGGAGAUGACCUGUAUACCAAUGUCACCAUCUCCCUGGUGGAGGCACUGGUGGGCUUUGAGAUGGACAUUAAACACCUUGAUGGACACAAGGUUCACAUUGUGAGAGACCGGAUCACAAAGCCCGGGGCCAAGGUUUGGAAGAAGGGAGAGGGACUGCCCAACUUUGACAACAACAACAUCCGCGGCUCACUUAUCGUCACCUUCGAUGUGGAGUUCCCUCGGGAGCAGCUUGACGAACAGCAAAAAGAAGGAGUGAGGCAGCUGCUGAAGCAGGCAUCAGCACAGAAGGUGUACAAUGGACUGCAGGGGUACUGACAUCCCAGCAGAAGUCAGGACUGUUUCCAUUCGCACUCACACAUGAAUACACAGGAACAAGAUUUGGGGUGUAUUUAUUACAGAUUUACAGGUUGUACUCAGGACGGGUUGUCUUAUUGUUUGUAUUUUUUCUUUUUUAUUGUUUUUUUUUUCCCCCCCCCCCCCCCCUUAUAUAUGUACAUUUCUCAGAGGCCAAUGGUGGAAGGCAAUGCACAUUUAUUUUUUAAAUUUGUUAUGCCCCAAAUGGGCAUUCUUUUUUCCAUUUCUUCAAUAUGUGCUUUCCAGUUUGUUUGACUAGGCAGGACUCUCAAGAUGUCAAUCACACUACAGACACACACUCUUCCUAUGGAACCUUGAAUUUCCUUGAAGCUGUGCCCUCUCUCAGCUGGACUGGCAAUCACAGCUGACAAAUUGUACUCCACCAGAGAAGUAGUAUUGAGGCUUGGAAUGCGUGGCCUCAGGCAACACUUGCUUCUGGAAUUCUGCUGGACUGGGAGUUCUGGAAGUUCUGGACAUUCUUCCCCUUUUUAAUAGUUUUAUGAAUUAUUUUAUUUUCAGGAUUUUUACUCCUUGAAAAAAAAUGUUGAACCUGGGUUGUGUUCUUUUUCUCCUUUCCCAUCUAUAUUUCCACGGUUGUGCAAAUUCCUGUCAAAUUGAAUACCCAGAAGUCCAUUUCAGUCUUUAUGCUUUUUUGUGUUGUUCCUGUGACUGAGUUCAGCUGUACUCAUUGUGUGCUCCAUGGUGUACUUUGCGGUCUCUGAUUUUCUGCCGAUUUUGGUUCCUUGGAUCAGUCGCUGGCUGCCUUCAUCUCCGAAACUCAUCCCUCUCCUGGUGGGAUUUUGAUUUUGGACAAACCUCCCGAUCCACCUCCUGUUCUGACCUCUCUCCUCACCUGGCAGCCUGUGCACCUCUUCUCUGGACUGCACCUGACAG
Molecule: messenger RNA, 2093 nt
Organism: Megalops cyprinoides (Indo-Pacific tarpon)
Lineage: Eukaryota; Metazoa; Chordata; Actinopteri; Elopiformes; Megalopidae
Gene: dnajb11
Product: DnaJ heat shock protein family (Hsp40) member B11
Exons: 10
Coding region: 78-1160 (360 amino acids)
Biological process (GO): protein maturation; protein folding
Cellular component (GO): endoplasmic reticulum
Molecular function (GO): misfolded protein binding
Source: RefSeq, a predicted model, not a curated record